AAAAUGGAAAAGACACUCCUUGCCAUAGGUUUAAUGAUGUUAGUGGGAACACUUUACAAUGUUCAAAGCGUUCCUGAAUUAGAAUUGGCUUAAAAAUUCACAAAUUACUAAGCCCAAUUCAACAAAUAAUACUCAGGAUCUGAACUCCUCUAUAGAUUAUAAGUUUAUGAGGCCAACAUUGCUGAUAUUAAAGCCAGAAAUGCAAGAGUCGGAAGAGAAAUCUUUGGAGAAACCUAAUUCACAGACCUUACCGAUGAAGAAUUUGCUGCCACCUACUUGACCCUCAAAGUCAUCCCUGAAGAAUUUGAAACAGAAAAAUCUUAAUUUGAAAAUGUCACUGCCACACCAAUCGAUUGGAGAUCAAGAGGAGCAGUCUAAAAGGUCAAAGAUCAAGGAUAAUGUGGUUCAUGCUGGGCCUUCAGUACAACUGGUGUCUUGGAAGGAUUCUUCAAGAUCAACACUGGUGAAUUACCAGAUCUCUCUGAAUAAUAAUUGGUUGACUGCUCAACCUUUAUUCCUGAUUUGAACUAAGGAUGCAAUGGAGGUAUGCCAUCAAGAGCCUUGAACUACGUCAAGAGAAAUGGUCUUACCACCUAAAGUGCUUACCCAUACGUAAUAUAUCAUAUUAAUUCUUUUAUAGAAAGCUGUAGAUUAAACCUGCGCAAUCAAGGGAGGUGCCUACAAAGUCAGUGGAUCAACUGCCAUCGCCGCCAAUGAAGCUGCACACUAAGCUGCCCUCUAAAGCGGUCCAGUUUCAGUCGCUGUCAAGGCAUCAGAUUGGAAGAACUACAAACCCAAAGGUGACGACUACAUCUUCCCAGAUGCUGAAUGCACAGGAGAUGUCAACCACGCUGUCUUAGCUGUCGGUUUCACUAAUGACGCUCUUAUUGUUAAGAACUCAUGGGCUGAAAAAUGGGGAGUUGAUGGAUACAUCUAUCUCUAAGGUGGACGUAACACUUGCAGCGUUUGGGAUAACUCAGUCGUACCAAAAUGAUAUCAAUCAUAAUCAUAAAUAUUAAUUCCAAAAUA
Paramecium octaurelia is the source of this 1029-nucleotide messenger RNA. The record is from the annotation of a GenBank genome assembly. NCBI's taxonomy places the organism in Eukaryota, Ciliophora, Oligohymenophorea, Peniculida, Parameciidae.